Messenger RNA from Zophobas morio, 2398 nucleotides. Its product is annotated as heat shock 70 kDa protein cognate 2-like. NCBI's taxonomy places the organism in Eukaryota, Metazoa, Arthropoda, Insecta, Coleoptera, Tenebrionidae. The transcript is spliced from 4 exons. Bases 220 to 2124 code for a protein of 634 amino acids. Gene Ontology annotation, molecular function: ATP binding; ATP-dependent protein folding chaperone. Gene Ontology annotation, cellular component: plasma membrane; cytosol; cytoplasm. The record is from RefSeq and is a predicted model, not a curated record.
ACACAAUUGUAUCUCAUUCUUGUCGAAAAGCCCACUAAUCAGCGGCCAAUAUAUCAUUUACUUAGUAUCAAUUUAACCCAAUCCUAUAAAUUUCCACCAGAAAAUAAAUUCCGUGCCAAAGUUGCAACCGCCCUACUUUCGACAAACGCUUGAAAUACACCACCGCGCUUCACACAGAGAUACCGCCAGUCAAGUUUCAGAGUUUCACUUACUUACACCAUGGGGAAGGUACCAGGAGUAGGCAUCGACCUAGGCACCACAUACUCCUGCGUGGGCGUGUGGCAGCAUGGCAAAGUCGAGAUCAUCGCCAAUGACCAAGGCAACAGGACCACCCCCAGCUACGUGGCCUUCACCGACACGGAGAGGCUCAUCGGAGACGCCGCCAAAAGCCAGGUGGCGAUGAACCCAAAAAACACCGUUUUUGAUGCCAAACGAUUAAUCGGACGUAAAUUCGACGACUCCAAAAUCCAAGAAGAUUUGAAACAUUGGCCUUUCACUGUUGUCAACGAUGGAGGCAAACCGAAAAUUCAAGUUGAAUAUAAAGGUGAAGUUAAAAAAUUUGCUCCCGAAGAAAUAAGCUCUAUGGUACUUACGAAAAUGAGAGAGAUUGCGGAGACUUACUUAGGAGAUAAAGUAGUGGAUGCCGUUAUCACAGUACCUGCUUAUUUUAACGACUCGCAGAGACAAGCCACCAAAGAUGCUGGUGCUAUAGCUGGACUGAAUGUGCUGAGGAUUAUUAAUGAACCAACAGCAGCUGCCUUAGCUUAUGGUCUUGAUAAAAACCUAAAGGGCGAAAAGAACGUGUUGAUUUUUGAUUUAGGUGGUGGUACUUUUGACGUUUCUAUUUUAUCCAUAGAUGAAGGGUCUCUAUUUGAAGUUAAAUCAACAGCUGGAGAUACUCAUUUAGGAGGUGAAGAUUUCGAUAACCGUUUAGUUAAUCACUUCAUUCAAGAAUUUAAAAGAAAACAUCACAAAGAUUUGAGUAGUAAUACUAGGGCAGUACGUCGCUUGAGGACUGCAUGCGAAAGAGCUAAAAGAACUUUGUCUUCAAGCGCUGAAGCGAGCAUAGAAAUCGAUGCUCUUCAUGAAGGUGUCGAUUUCUAUUCGAAAGUUAGUAGAGCCAGAUUUGAGGAACUUUGCAUGGAUUUCUUCAGAUCUACUCUUCAGCCUGUUGAAAGGGCUCUAGCUGAUGCUAAAAUGGAUAAAGGGGCAAUUCAUGAUAUAGUUUUAGUGGGAGGUUCUAUUCGUAUUCCCAAAAUACAAAAAAUGCUGCAAGAUUUCUUCUGUGGUAAACCUCUCAACCUUUCUAUUAAUCCUGAUGAAGCUGUAGCGUAUGGUGCCGCUGUCCAAGCUGCUAUUUUGACAGGGGAUACUAGUUCACAAAUUCAAGAUGUUUUGCUGGUCGAUGUAGCUCCUUUGUCUCUAGGUAUUGAAACCGCAGGUGGUGUUAUGACAAAGAUUGUUGAGAGAAACUCCAGGAUUCCUUGCAAACAGCAACAGACAUUCACUACCUAUUCAGAUAAUCAGAACGCUGUAACCAUUCAGGUGUUUGAGGGUGAACGUGCAAUGACGAAAGAUAACAACCUGUUGGGAACUUUCAACCUUACCGGAAUUCCUCCCGCGCCACGUGGCGUCCCAAAAAUUGAAGUAACAUUUGAUUUAGACGCAAAUGGUAUUCUCAACGUUUCAGCCAAAGACAUAAGUACUGGUAAAUCUGAAAGAAUAACUAUCACCAACGACAAGGGACGCUUGUCGAAGGCCGAUAUCGAUAGAAUGUUAGCCGAAGCUGAAAAAUACAAAGCAGAAGAUGAAAAACAAAAAGAAAAAAUUACGGCCAGGAAUCAACUUGAAGGUUAUAUUUUUAGCGUUAAACAGGCUACAGAAGACGCACCUGCUGAUAAACUCACCGAGGACGAUAAAAAGCUGGUUGGAGAAAAAUGUUCGGCAGCUUUAUCUUGGUUAGAUUCAAAUCAGUUAGCUGAAAAAGAUGAAUUUGAGGAUAAAUUUAAAGAGUUGCAAAAGGACUGUUCUCCAAUUAUGAUGAAACUGCAUCAAGGUGCACAAGCAUCAGGUGCACAGCCAGGUCCAGGAGGGAAAGGACCUACUGUUGAAGAAGUUGAUUAAUUUUAUAGAAAUUUUCAACAUGAAUAUAACCUUGUUUAGUAGGUUUUACAAUUUGGUUACUGACUGUAAGAUGUAAUGAAAUGUUUGUCUUUAUGUUUAUUUUAGUAUUAGUAUAACAUUGAAAAAAUUAAAGCUAUGGUGGUAUUGCAUUUACAGCACAUAACUUUGUGUUACUCUUUAUUGUAUUGUAUUACUGUUUACUGUUUUCACUAAAUGGAUUAUUUUAGUAAAGCUUAUACAUAAUUAAACAUGUAAAUAGAAGAAUGAUUUUUCA